AUGGAGGAACUAUCGUCGAAGCACAAUUUCACUGACGAAGAAAAAUCGUGCAUAACACAUUUUAACGCGAACCUCGCACAAAAUGAGGACGGGAGAUUUAUUGUUAAACUACCGUUCAAAGAAAAUUGUCAUCAUAUUGGUAACUCAUUCAAUGCAGCUCUACGAAGAUUUCUUUCAUUAGAAAAACGAUUAGUAAAAAAUCCCGAACUGUACACGAAGUAUAAAAUGUUUAUGAGUGAGUACGAAAGUCUUAAUCAUAUGGAACGUGUUUAUGAUAUGGGCGGCGAUAAGCAGGUAAUCGAUCACACAAAAUGUUUUUAUCUACCACACUCAUACGUAAUUAACGAUCGUAGUAGAACGACAAAAUUACGCGUGGUGUUUGACGGGUCGGCCAAAUCUAGUAGUGGUGUGUCAUUAAAUGACAUACUAAUGAACGGACCAAAAGUACAACCAGACUUAUUUGAAAUCGUGGUACGGUUUAGAACACAUAAAUAUGCAUUUUCGGCAGACAUAACGAAAAUGUAUCGUCAGGUGUUAGUUCACGAGGAAGAUCGUGACUAUCAACGUGUAUUAUGGAGAUCAGAUCCUAAUGAUGAAGUUAAGGUGUAUAGACUAUGCACUGUUACUUAUGGGUUAGCGCCAGCUGGUUUUUUGGCAAUAAGUUGCGUCAACCGCAUCAGCGACAAGACCACAAACACGAAGUUAAAAGAAAUAAUUAAGAAUGAUUUUUGUGUUGACGAUUGUCUUACCGGGGCAGAUACAUUGAUGGAAGCAAUAGAAUUACGCAACGAGUUAAUUUCAAUUAUGCAAAGUGUAGGAUUUGAACUAUCAAAAUGGACAACGAAUCAUACAGAUUUAUCUCCAAAGCAUAAUAAAAAUGAAUUAACGACCAUAUCGAUGGAUAGAGAACGCGUGAAAACUUUAGGUUUAUAUUGGGAACCGGAAAGUGAUUACUACACGUACGUCGUACAAGCACCGAAAAUAAAAACUGAAGCAACAAAAAGACACAUUCUUGCCGGCCUAGCGACGUUAUUUGACCCAUUAGGUUUAGUAGGUCCGGUAAUAUUGGUGGGAAAAAUAUUGUUACAAAGUUUAUGGCGUGAAAAAAUCGGUUGGGACAGCCCAGUUCCACCACACAUACAAUUGGAGUGGGAAACAUACAAUAAUUAUUUAAAUGAGCUUAAUUCGUUUAAUAUACCCCGUUGGCUGGGCUCCGACAAGAAAAAACAAAUAGAAAUACACGGAUUUGCUGAUGCAUCAAUGAAAGCAUACGGUGCAUGUAUAUAUAUGCGUACGACAGAUACGGAAGGCAUCAUUAAAUCGCAAUUAGUGUGUGCAAAGUCUCGUAUUGCGCCAGUAAAUGUUAUUUCAAUCCCCAGAUUAGAAUUAUGUGCAGCGCUGCUCUUAUCGCGCCUAAUAGACGUAAUUAUACCCGCUCUUCGAUUGAAUAUAUCACGGCGAUAUUUAUGGACUGAUUCGACUGUCACGCUAGCUUGGAUAGCCGCGGAGUCAAGCAAGUGGAAGACGUUUGUUGCGAAUCGUGUAGGCGAAAUCCAUACGUUGACUGAUCGCGCGGAGUGGGGGCAUGUGACGUCGAAUGACAAUCCAGCAGACGUGUUGUCGCGAGGGUGUACGCCUAGCGAACUAAAAUAUAACACACAGUGGUUAGGUUAG
Macrosiphum euphorbiae (potato aphid) is the source of this 1674-nucleotide messenger RNA. The record is from the annotation of a GenBank genome assembly. NCBI's taxonomy places the organism in Eukaryota, Metazoa, Arthropoda, Insecta, Hemiptera, Aphididae.